AGAUCCGGAGAUCCGCGGUUUUGCGGCGAUUUGAGAUAAUCGUAAACAAAAAAUUUCGAGUGAAGCAACUCGCAAUCGUCGUGAAAUUACGGGCGUUUCGUUCACACUCGUCACCGCGCCAAACUACGUGUUUCCGCCCGUGGAACGUUGCAACGGUCGUGAAGUCGCAGCCGGGACGGCGGUCAAGUGGGAAUUUCACGUUGGAAUGGAACUGGGCGAAAUUUGUCGGACGUGUUUACGCCGGGGGCGACCUGUUCUGCCGCUUUUCGAGGAGAGCCAGGAGCCGUUUGCGGCCGGGACGCCUUUGGCGGACUUCGUCAACAUGUUCACGGAUAUAAUGCUAUUCCGAACAGAAGGCUUUCCCGAACAAAUCUGCACCACUUGCCUAAAUGAUGUCAAAAGAGCCUACGCCUUCAAACUACGCUGUGAAUGUUCAGAAACUAUUCUGUACCAACUUCAAGAGACAAACCACAUCCUCAAUUUAGCUGAUUUCGAUUUCGACUCCGUUUAUGCACAAACUGCGAUACAAUACAACGAGAAUCAGAUGAAACAUUGGAACGAGACGGAACCCGUUUCCGAAAAUGUACUUGAAAUAACCGACUCGGUUAUGAAUUUCCUACAAAUUGAAACAGCGGACGAAGAAAUAUCUGAUGAUGCUCUCCAGAUUGAGUUGAAUACGAUCGUUCAACAAAAGGUUUAUGUUAAGAGCAAACUGGAAACUGUAAAUGGAGAAAGUAAGGAGGAGGAAAGUGGAAAGAUUGAAGUAGAAAAUGGAGGCUUUCUGGUGUGUUCAGCAUGUCCUGCAGGAUUUCGUAGUCGAGACUUACUCAGAACGCAUGUUAUUGAUUAUCAUACAAAUGGGAAUGUUUGUAUUCUAUGUAAUCAAGAAUUUGAAUGCAUCUGGACCCAUUCUGAAAAGCAUUUACUUCCCCGCCUGCAAUGCUCGCACUGCAAUCAGAAAUUUGAAUAUCGUCCGCUUCUAAAUGCUCACCUAAGGACUCACAUGGUAAAAAACGAAGAAACAGGGAAACUAGAAUUUAAGUGCGAAAGAUGUCCUAAGACUUUCGCUACUCACCACGACUAUAUGUCGCAUAGACGAACACAUUCCGAGGAUCGUCCAUUUAGCUGUGAUACUUGCGGAAUGGCCUUCAAACGACGUGAUAAGCUCAAAGCUCACAUGACUUCGCAUAGUGACGAACGCCCCUUCGAAUGCAACCUAUGCCAGUCGCGUUUCAAGCGAAAGGACAACCUAACGUCUCAUAUGAAAUCCGUACACCUGCAAGGCGAUAAAGUUUUUAAGUGCAACAUCUGCGAUAAAGCGUUUAAGUUUAAGGACAAAUUAAAGGCUCAUAUGAACACCCAUUUGCGUUUGUUUAGCUGUGAGACCUGCCAUGCCGGCUUCCCGCGCAAGGAGAGCUUAGAUCGACACAUCGAACAGAAGCAUCGCACAGAGAAGGCCAGUACCCAAGGCGCCGCCGCGGUGCCAAUUAAAACAGAAACUGUUGAAAUGAAACCAUUCCAAUGUAGUAUUUGUAAGAAAGAGUUCAGCCUCCAAGAGGCUUUAAGCAACCACAUGAAGACUCAUGUUAAGAAAGUCGAAUUGAAAUGUGAAUUGUGUUCAAAAAUAUUUAGUCAAUCGAAUAAGCUGAAAAGUCAUAUGAUUACCCACACAGACGUGCGACCAUUCCAAUGUACAUUUUGUCCGUCAUUGUUCAAACGAAAGGAUAAUCUAAAUAGGCACAUGAAAAAGCAUAGUAGAACUAAGGUAGGUACGACAAAUCUACGAAGUAGUGACAGAAAAGUCGAAGCUUGUGAGAUAAAAUACGAGAAUCAUUUUCUGCCUAGCGAAAAUUGUGAUAAUGAAUUGAAUAAUGCAAUCGGGCACAGUCAAUUAAACGAAUAUAGUCAAGUAGAUAGCAUCAAACAAGAAAAUGAUAUUGAUAGCAUAUCCGACGGUUCUUUCACGGUUAUGGUUCAUUCAGUUGUAAAUAACUCGAAUUUUCCCGCAGAUACGGAAACUGAAGAUCACUCGCAAGUAAAGUAUGGUCCGAACGAUAAUUUCUGUGUGCAGGAGAUAAAAACUGAAGAAUUUCUUAUUGAUUUGCCCGACAACUCGAGCUAUGUAGCUGAUAAGCACCGUACAACGAAUGAUAUUACAAUAGCCAAAGACUUUUGCGACCAUUCUACUGUGAAUCAUACAAUUACAACCGUUCCCGCUUUUGCAAAUCAAACGGUUGAUAAUCACAAAGACUCAAGGGACUCAGGGGAUGACAUGCAAAAUCACCGCGUGGUCCGUGUUGCAAAUGAAAAUGUCACAACAGACAAUUUUAACUACCGUAAAAACUACUCAACGAUCUCUCCUGCUUCGGAUUCCUAUACAAUUGCAAAUCUCUUGAGUAUAAACCAAAAAGAAUUAACAAGUCGGGAACAGCAUUUUCCACUCGCACAAGAACCAGGCAUACCGGAGAAUUGUGAGAUUAAAACGGAAGCACUUCCGGAUAGAGCUGAGUUUGCAAAUCAUGCAAAUCAUAAAAACGAUACCGGCCAACUUCUGGAUGAAUCCCACAAUCAUUUCGAUCACACAAACAAUGUUCAAUUGGACGAAAAUUCAGAUAAUCGAAGCUACAUACUAACGAAAACCGUAACUGAUGUUGUUCAUAAUGUAAACUCAGAGACAUUUGAAUCGACUCUGAUAAAAACUGAACCAGUCCUCGUUCGUGCACCAUCAGCUCCACUUCAGGCGUCUUCCUAUGAUCUAAUAGGCGAUUGGGAUGAUCGGACCAUGAAUGACAGCACGACGAUGGAGGUGUGCCCAGAAAACAUCAAGCAAGAGAAGAUUGAUUGGAAUCCAGACCCCGUCGAUGUCAAAGUGAAACCAGUGAAUUGUGGUGAAAUCCAUACUUUGGACUAUCAAAAUUACAUUCUUGUCUGUAGUGUUUGUGGGGAAUCAUUUCCAGAUACAUUGCAGUUUGGCAAUCACUAUCGAGAGAAACAUGUUACCAUUCAACCCAAGACCAACAUUUCUCCGGCUGUUGUCAGCAAUAAUGUAGAAGAAGCCACUGGCGAGAGUGGAAGUGCAGGCCUGGAUUUUACACUAUCAGAAUACACCGUGAAAGAGGAAUAUUUAUCUGAUACUGAAGAGGACAUCGAAUCGAACAAUGACGAAGACCCCACCGAUAGCAACACAGACAAUAACCAGCAAGACAUCUCGUACGACGAACUAUUAAAAUUGGUGAAGAAACCUAUGUCUGAGUUCAUCUGUGACCUAUGUGGCCGACAAUGUCGGAACAAGAGAUCGGUCCGAAGGCAUCUAAUCAAUAAACACAAAUGCGUUAAAUGUAAAUACUGCGAGAAGAUGUGUGCCACCCCACAGGAGUUCGAGGAACAUUCCAACACUCAUGACAAAGAGCGACCAUACGCUUGUCCCCAUUGUCCAAAGCUAUAUCGACGCAAGAAAACGCGACAGGAGCACAUCGGUCUGAUGCAUAACUACAGAAAACCUGAAAAAUGUCCAGAAUGUGGAAAACUAUUUCUCACUGAAGAAAAGCUUCGAAAUCACAUGUUGACCCAUGCAUUGCCCGGACAGCAUAGCUGUGAAAUCUGCGGCCAACAGUUCAUCUACCACAGUCGAAAAGUUGUGCAUAUGCGCCAGCAUACAGGGGAAAAGCCCUAUCAAUGCCAGGUUUGCGAUAAGACCUUCACUUUGCAAUCCAGUCUUACAGUGCAUAUGAAGCGACAUAACAACCAGAAGGACUAUGAAUGCAAUGUUUGCGGGGAUAUGUUUUACACGAGCUCCUCACUCAAGAGACAUUCGGCCAAACACUUUCCGAAGAAGCUGUUCGAAUGUCCUGACUGCGAUCGAAAGUUUACAACCGUGAAAAACUUGAAAAUACAUCAUAACGUACACUUGACCACGAUAGAAUACAAUUGCGAUAUUUGCGAGAAAAAGUACUCGAGUUUGAGUACUCUAUCGGCUCACAGGAAGAUACAUGAGCGGAAUGUUGUGGGUGCAGUAGUGAAAACGGAAUCUUAGCGACUUAAUUCGUUUCAAACUAGAUAAAGAGAAAAUGUAGUUUCCGAUGAUAGAUAUUAGUCUUGCUCUGAAAUACGAGAUUAUUUAUUGCAAUGAAGACUUUUUCAAGGAAUUAAUUGGGCCAUCAUUGGGGUUCUAGAAAAAAUAGAUGAAAUUGAUAAAUCUGUACAUGUUCAGAGUAA
Messenger RNA from Hermetia illucens (black soldier fly), 4215 nucleotides. RefSeq lists its product as uncharacterized. The transcript is spliced from 5 exons. Gene Ontology annotation, cellular component: nucleus. The record is from RefSeq and is a predicted model, not a curated record. Gene Ontology annotation, molecular function: RNA polymerase II cis-regulatory region sequence-specific DNA binding; zinc ion binding; DNA-binding transcription factor activity, RNA polymerase II-specific. Bases 206 to 4033 code for a protein of 1275 amino acids. Gene Ontology annotation, biological process: regulation of DNA-templated transcription. Lineage: Eukaryota; Metazoa; Arthropoda; Insecta; Diptera; Stratiomyidae.